CAAUUUACAUCAUCAUCAUCUUCUUCUUCUUCUUCCCCUCUGUUUCUCAGCAACACCACGCCUCUGCCAAUUCAGAUUCAUUCAAUCGAUUAUCAUUCUUGCUUCUAUCUCACCGAUUUCUCUUUUGAGGCAUAAGCUGGAUUGCCUCCUUUUGCAUUUUUUUAUAGAAAAGAAAAACAAAAAGAAGAAGAAUUUUUUGUAUUUGUGUUGUUUUUUAUGUGCCUAAUUUCGAAGAUUAUUUCUUGAGUGAGUGGAUGAGGAGGAUGGGAUUACAAUCUUCCGGCUGGAGGAGUAAACCAUAAUUUAUGAAUUUCAACUGAAUCUUUAAUCUAUCUAUCUAUUUAUACAUCUAUCAACACUCAAUAGAAUAGUGGAAGGAUUAGGUUAUGGAAGAGGCCUCCACUGCUGCUACUAGGGAAGCUGAAUCCUCGCAACUCAGCGAGAGUCCAACAUCUUCGUCUUCCUCAUCAUCAUGGCGCCCUAGGCCGCUUGCCUUCCGCCCUUAUUCCCCAACUAUCCACACUAAUACCAACCCCCAACAUUUGCGAGUUGUCGUCAGAAGACCGUUGGUUGCCCGCUUGACUAAGGAUAUUGUUGAGAUAUAUCAAUUAUGCAACCCUCAGUUCCGUUAUUCAGAAGAAUUGAAACUAAAGAGGUUCUUGACAUCACCAUCUACUGGACUUUUGAAUGAUGGUUGCGAUAAUGAAAACUCAGACCUAAUCCUUACCGUAAAUUAUUCCCUGGAUAACUCAAACAUAAAUCAAAGGUAUGUUGUGAAGGAUGUUCUUGGCCAAGGCACAUUUGGGCAGGUUGCUAAGUGUUGGGUAGCAGAAAUGAACAGUUUUGUUGCUGUCAAGAUAAUAAAAAAUUUACCUGCUUUUUACCAGCAGGCACUUGUUGAAGUUGCUAUCCUAACAACAUUAAAUAAGAAGUUUGAUCCUGAGGAUAAGAACCACAUUGUUCGGAUAUAUGAUUACUUUGUACAUCAGAAUCACUUGUGCAUUGUCUUUGAGCUGCUUGAUGUUAAUCUGUAUGAGCUUAUCAAGCUGAAUCAUUUUAGAGGAUUGUCGUUGAGCAUCGUGCAGUUAUUCUCAAAACAGAUAUUGCGGGGAUUAGCUCUUAUGAAAGACGCUGGCAUAAUUCAUUGUGAUCUAAAGCCAGAAAAUAUUCUGCUAUCUACAAGUGUGAAGCCACCAGAAAUCAAAAUCAUAGACUUUGGAUCAGCUUGUAGAGAAGAUCGCACUGUUUAUUCUUAUAUACAGAGUCGGUACUACAGAUCACCAGAAGUUCUUCUUGGAUACCAGUACACCACAGCUAUUGACAUGUGGUCAUUUGGGUGCAUUGUUGCCGAGUUAUUUCUUGGGCUACCAUUGUUUCCAGGAGUUUCAGAGUAUGAUCUUUUGCGAAGGAUGAUUAAAAUUCUGGGAGUCCAACCUCCUGAUUAUAUUCUGAGGAAUCUAAAAAACACUAGCAAGUUUUUCAAGUUUGUUGGGAGCAUCAACCAUGAUGACAGAGACCAGAAUCACAAAUGCAAUUGCAGCAUGUAUCAGGUUUUGACUGAAGAAGAAUAUGCAGCUAGGGAAUCGAAAAAGCCUUCUAUAGGAAAGGAGUACUUCAACCAUAUGAACCUUGAAGCAAUUGUCACGAAGUACCCUUACAGGAAGAAUUUGUCAGAGGAAGAAUUUCGUAAAGAAAGUCAAAUACGAUUAGCUCUUAUUGAUUUCUUAAAAGGGCUCGUCGAAUUUGAUCCGGAUAAAAGGUGGUCACCUUUGCAGGCUUCAAAGCACCCUUUUAUUACUGGGGAACCUUUCACAUGCCCUUAUAAACCUGCUCCAGAGACACCGUACAUGCCCGUUUCUCAAAAUGUUAAGGUGGACCACCAUCCUGCUGGGGGUCAUUGGAUUGCCACUGGUCUGUCUGUUAAUAAUCUAUCAGGAAGAAACAGAGCUAUGAUACCCAGCAACCCACAUUACCAAUUUGUGCCACAUGUGCAUCCAGGUAGUUACGGUAGCUUGGGGAGCCAUGGGAGCUACAAUGAUGGCCUGGGGCUUGGAAGCAGUUAUGGAAGUUUUGGUGACAACAACAAUUUCCAUGCAUUUUUUUCUCCGGCAGGACCUUCUGGAAUGAAUCUCUAUGCACAAAGUGGUAACUCAUUUCUUGGGAAUAGUCCUGAUACUAGGCGCAUGAUGCAACUACCACACGGCGGUGGAAUUGGUUUUAGCCCUGGAAAUUUUGCACCUAUGUCCCUUGGUUCUAGCCCUUCACAAUUUACCCCUCCUAGCUCCUAUAGUCAGAUUUCAGCAGGUUCGCCCAGACAUUACGGUCCUCCUUCUCCUGUAAGAGGGAGUUGUCAUGGAUCUCCUUUAGGAAAGAUGGCAUCAGGAAACCAUCACCACAGAAGAAAGAAUUGGUCCUAUCACAGAAAUUUACAUUCCCAAGAGACUGCAUCGUCUUCUAACUGUCAAGGAAAUGUCACCGAUAUGAACUUCUGCCAGCCUGAGGGGAACUCUCAUGUAUUUGAAGGUUCUCCAUCUCAUCGACAGCCCAACUUAAAUGCAUCAGCAUGGAGACCACCCCAAGGAGGGAGGAAUGUAGCAUCAAAUCACUCCUCUUCAUACAUGCAAACAGUCCAAGGAGGUGCAGUUGAAAAGCAUGAGGCUAGUAACUCACUGCCUGAUCCUGGAGACUGGGAUCCCAAUUAUAAUGAAGAACUUCUUUUGGAAGAGGAUAGUUCCGAUGUGCACAGCAUGACAAAUCAAUUUAUCAAGGGGAUGGACUUGCGACCACCUUCAAUGUCCAUUGAACCAUUGAGUGGAGCUGGAAAUUCAAGUCAGGUCUCCAGUGCUGCUCUUUCAGUGCAAAGGCACGAAGGGCCUAUUCAGUCUUUUUCUCUUGGCGAAGCAGGGAGCAAUCCUCCAAUCCAUGGUUAUGUCCACACAGCAUAUUCAACGCCUCAUUUGCCGCUGAAUUCUCCCAGCCGCUUGGGGCAGCAGCCACUUCAGCGGCACAACAUAGGGAGAUCAGCUCAAUUUCACGACGGAGGACAUAGAGGGAACUACUCGGUCUCCAAUACACCUCAUGGAAGAAAAGAUUACAGAAGGAAUGCAUAAUGUAAAGUGUUAGGAGGAGGAGGAGGAGAAAUCAUUAUUUAUAUGUUAGCAUUCCAUUUCCUGCAACUUGUAAUUUUUUCCUUUUUUAAAUACAUAUUUUUUUCCUUGAGAGUUUAUUGAGAAAAGAAUGAGUAUCGACGUGGCUCUCUUGUUUGAAAUGGGUAAAAGAAAGAAAUUGAUAUGGGGAUCGAUAUAGCAUUAUUGAAAUGCUUAUUUAUUUA
This is a messenger RNA of Salvia splendens (bonfire salvia), 3331 nucleotides long. RefSeq names its product dual specificity protein kinase YAK1 homolog. Bases 387 to 3110 code for a protein of 907 amino acids. The record is from RefSeq and is a predicted model, not a curated record. Gene Ontology annotation, cellular component: cytoplasm. Gene Ontology annotation, biological process: peptidyl-threonine phosphorylation; peptidyl-serine phosphorylation. Gene Ontology annotation, molecular function: protein serine/threonine kinase activity; protein tyrosine kinase activity; ATP binding. The transcript has 18 exons. Lineage: Eukaryota; Viridiplantae; Streptophyta; Magnoliopsida; Lamiales; Lamiaceae.